Molecule: messenger RNA, 1290 nt
Organism: Medioppia subpectinata
Lineage: Eukaryota; Metazoa; Arthropoda; Arachnida; Sarcoptiformes; Oppiidae
Source: the annotation of a GenBank genome assembly
AUGCAUGAACAGAAAAAAUACGCCAAGCUCGGUUUCUAUAUUGAUACUUGCGACUCAGGAAUGAUGUUUAUUGUAUUUAUUAAUUUGUAUUUACCAGGUUCAUAUUUUGCCGAUUUUUGGUUGAGUAAUGACGAGACAAACAAUCUGGAAAAGGAAACCCUUGACCAACAAUACGAUGAUUUGGUUGCUAAGACCGUGAAAGUUCAGCAUGCACAACAUUAUGGUGAUCUAAGCAUGGGUAAAUUGCACGUUGCUGAAUUUUUAGGUCAUAAGUCUGAGGAUGUGUUGCUUGAACGUGAUAAUACAUAUGUGCAAAAUAAUGAAACAGUAAGCAAAUGGGAUGUGGAGUUGAGUUUAGUACAAAAACGUAUUAAUGCUGCCACAGAGACCAACGAGAAAUUAGGCGUAUAUGGCAAAUACGCCACUUGCCCCGAUGAUGUCCCCAUUAAAUCACCAUGCUCAUACUUUGAUUCUCCAAAAAGUUGCGAUAUUCUUUGCUCGGGAAACGAAAACUUUGAUAUAAAGGCAACACUCGAAGACUUGAGCCAUAGGCUACCCAUUGAUAAGAAACAAUUUCGUCGACUCGAGUUAAGUAACAAAGUUAUAGAGCAAUUGCCGGCCAACACGUUCAGUGGCCUACAAUUUAGCCAGAUUUAUAUCAACGGUGCGAUUAAUCUAAAGCGUAUACACAACGAGGCGUUUAAUGGCACGGCAUCGACAAUAACCUACGUGUAUAUUAAAGCUCCGGUCACUGAAACGGCCACAAAUGACUCGGUUUUGUUCGGCGCUAUCAACGCGUUAAAGGGUUUGCAAACAUUGUACCUGGUAGGGACGGGUGUAAAGACCCUACCCACGCGCAUGUUAUCUGGUUUAACUAAUUUGCGUUCGGUUACCAUGCACAAUAAUCCACUAAAGUUGAUAUAUCCCAACGCGUUCGACAAUUUACCCUCACUUAGAGCCGUGGAAUUCUACAACAGCCCAAUAGAUUACGUGUCCGAACACGCCUUCACUGUCGGUUGCAAUACAUCGGCACAACAUUUAGCGAUAUAUUUUAGGCCUCAAUUGAUAGACUCGUUCGACAGCCGGGCGUUUGAGUCGAUCGGUUGCCAAACAAAUAUACAUUUGAUGUCCGGUUCAAUGAAAUACUUGAAUCGCAAUGUAUUUGAAGUGUUUUUGAAUGACAAUACUUUGAAUGCUGUGUUCGAUACUGACAUCGAUUGCGCCGAUAGUCGUAACCAAUGGAUUAAAGACAAGUAUCCGCGAGAGUGGCAACACUUGGACUGCAAAUAA